This is a messenger RNA of Sander lucioperca (pikeperch), 1403 nucleotides long. RefSeq names its product LRRN4 C-terminal-like protein. Bases 16 to 1008 code for a protein of 330 amino acids. NCBI's taxonomy places the organism in Eukaryota, Metazoa, Chordata, Actinopteri, Perciformes, Percidae. The record is from RefSeq and is a predicted model, not a curated record. Gene Ontology annotation, molecular function: protein binding. The transcript is spliced from 2 exons.
AGAGAAUGAGGCAAGAUGGGAAAAAAGACCGAGGCAGAGCAUGAAAGAGUAAAAUGGGAGGGAGAGGCACUGAGGGGAGAAAAUGAGGGGGUGUUGAGGAGAGGGAGGGGAGAGUCUGAGAGAAACAACUUAAAGACGGUGAGAGCAGAAGACUGUAGUGAGUACACGGUGAGAGCAGACAGAGUGGGAACAAGAAAGAAGAAAGACUUGAAAUAUAUACACCACCAUCAAACAGAGAUGACGUCACUGUGCAGGAACCUGGCUGUGCUUCUCCUUUUUCUGAGUGCUUCACCUCUCCACCACUCCCACCUCUCCACCCAUGCUGCCUCUACAUUCCGUCCCACCACUCGUCCUCUGAUCAUUGCCUUGGGCUCAGAUGAUGACUAUGACGAUGACUACCUUGACAACUACAGCUCUCCUCCUGAAGUUGUGCACGCCGUGAAGACUACCUUGCUCCAAUGGGAGGCGCAGCCCUGCCAAUACAACCCCUGCUUGGAGAAUCAGGAGCCCUGCGAACAGAUUUCAGCAAAGACUGGGUGUCUCUGUCCUGGGGUCAGCGGGGUCAGUGAGCCUCCUCAUGCACCAAUCAUCCAAGUGCUGCGGCCAAUCAGUGAGGGAGAUGACAGAGGAAAGAUAGAGGUCCAGUGGUGUGCUCCAUCUUCUGUGGUGUCUGGGUACAGAGUGGUGAUAGAGGGAAGUGAAGCCCUGGAGUUUGGGGAAGUUUCACGACGAGGUUUGGUCGGAUCUUUGGAAGUUGGGACUAAGGUGUGUGUGGAGGCGGUGAACAGUGCAGGACACAGCCCCACCUCGGAGUUCUCCUGUAAGCGGUAUACUCCUCCUGAAUUUUCUGAACAUAAACUGUUUGCUGGGAUUAUAGGAGGAGGAGUGGCCCUCCUACUUCUCAUCAUAGCAGCUGUGAUCCUCUGGAACCAUCAAAUGCGUAAAAAGGCAAAGAGAGACUCCGCUGAUGGACUAGGGAACCCUUCUUACACAGUGGGGACUCUGUGAUCCAGAUUAGUUUAGCACUGACAAUCCAUUCCAGUCACACUGAACAGGCCCCUGGAGGCAGGGGCCACAGCAACGCUGUAAUCAAGAACAAAAGACAAAAAGUUCUGGUUCUCAUUAUGAUGAUUACAGAAUUAAGAAGUUGUUUACACUCCUGUUUCAAUGAAUGUGUAAACAUAUUGGGGUAAAGGGGAGUGGUGUUCAUGGAAUAACUAAUCAAUGGGUCAUUGUGUUACUUUGUGGUUAGAACUACAGGGUUAUUUGCUGGCAAGUUAACCUUUGUAGGUUUAUUGUAGUGUUAUUUUAUCUUAUCAUGGCUAAAUUUAAUUGUAAAUAUUUUUUUUAGGAUAUAGAUACUGACUUUUGUAAUAAACUAAAACUUAUUUCAUAAAAACUGU